Molecule: messenger RNA, 734 nt
Organism: Tribolium castaneum (red flour beetle)
Lineage: Eukaryota; Metazoa; Arthropoda; Insecta; Coleoptera; Tenebrionidae
Product: MD2-like 5
Exons: 4
Coding region: 150-632 (160 amino acids)
Biological process (GO): sterol transport
Molecular function (GO): sterol binding
Source: RefSeq, a predicted model, not a curated record
CCAAGUGGUAGUGGAACGUCUCUUUAAUAAGAGUGGGUUUUUAACAUCCACCUUCGGAGUCCGAUGUCGGACAGUAGGUGAACACAUAGGGAUUUUAACAGCAGUAUCUAAGUAAAUUAGUUUUUGUGUUUGUACUUUUUGGAACAAAAAUGAAAGUGUUCGUUGCGUUGUUUCUAUUUAGCGCUAUCUCUUGCUCUUCUGCUAUUAAUGUUACUCAAUGCCAUGAUAUUGAAAAACCCAUCGAAGGACUUGAAGAACGAGUCAAAAUAGGCAAUUGUAAAAAACCGCCUUGCAGAUUAAGGAAAAACUCAGUCGUUAAAAUAGAACUAAAUGUAAAGCCAGCGAGAGAUAUUGAAAAAGUAGUAAAUUCAAUCCACGCGUAUAUCGCUGGCGUUCCUUUCCCUUUUCCCGGAGUCGAUGGAACCGAUGCUUGUAAAAAUAUUUACUCAGCUGAUGGCCAGAAUCAAGUAGGAUGCCCACUCAAAAAGGGAGAAGACUAUCUUUACAGAAACAAUAUUGAAGUGCUACAGAUUUAUCCACGAGUCAAAGCCGUCAUCCAUUGGGGAUUAACUCCAACAGAUGGCAAGGACGACGUUAUCUGUUUCGAAGUCCCCGCCAGAAUCACUAAUUAGGGUUAAUUAAAAUUACGUAGACUGCCUAACAUUGAUUUUUACAAUAUUUAAGUGGUGAAAAAAUGUAAGAACCAAAACUUUUAAUAAAUAAUUAAUUUUUUA